AUGACAGAGUCUGCUCACCACCAUCGACCUACGCUGAAGCAGAAAAACAAGUCCUUCAAGUCGAAACAUGCUACCAAAAGCUCGUUGAAAGAGAUUGCGAAAGGACGUACGCAACGCCAAUCUCCCAAGGCGCGCGCGGCCAAUGCUGCUGCCGCGCAGCUCCGCACCAACCGCCGUAAUAGCGCGAAGCAAGUCCAGCUUAAGAAACGCCAGAGCCUCGUGUCGGCCACCCGCAUUUUCAGCGGGACAGACGGCGCACCUCGGAUAGUUGCCAUCGUCCCCCUCACCGAAGACGUCAGCACACGGGAUGUGAGCGCGCGGCUCGCGCAGGCGAUCGAUACGGCGCUCGAGGAGGAUUCCGCGACCGGUUUGCAGAAACUCAGAGCGGACCGUUUCAAGACCUCCGCGCAGUUCAUCCCCCUUCCAUACAGGCAACUAUAUGCCACCCUGGAUGCGUGCAAGGUCGCAGACUACGUGAUUUUCGUCCUUUCACCUAACGUCGAAGUCAACCAGUGGGGCGACACGCUCCUCCGCACGCUGCAGGCCCAGGGCCUCCCGGAGGUGAUCACCGUCGUCGCCUCCGACGAGCCUAUGGAAGCGAAAGAAAAGUCCGGCGUCAUGAAGUCGCUCCUAUCCUUCAUCCAAUAUUUCGUGCCCAGCCAGAUGAAAAUAUACGACAUGCACCAUGCUGCAGAUGCGCUCAACGCCGUGCGCGCGCUCUGCGAGGGGAAGCCGUCGGACGUCAAAUGGAGGGAGGGCCGCUCGUACAUCCUCGGCGAGAAGGUCGAGUGGACUGAGGACGGUGUAUUCAGCGUGACCGGUGUUGUGCGCGGGGCACAUCUGUCUGCAAAUCGACUUGUGCACAUCCCGAACCAUGGGGACUUCCAGAUUGUCAAGAUCCUGUCUGCACCUCUGCCUCGAAUCACCAAGUCCGGCGCCGCGGCGACUAUGGACAUCGAGCCGCAGCAACUCGCUGUGCCCGAUCCCGAAGACGCCGAUUCACUGGUAUCGAGCAACGACCCCGACGACAUGGCAAACGAGCAGACAUGGCCGACGGAGGAAGAGAUGCAGAACGGGGCCAACGGACAGGACGAAAGCAUCCCCGAUGCGAAGAUCGGUACCACGCCCAAGCGAGUGCGCAAGAUCCCCAAGGGAAUGAGCGAGUACCAGGCGGCGUGGAUCAUGGACGAGAGCGACGAGGAUGGUGAAGAUGGCGAGGGCGACGACGGCGAAGGCGACACCGGAGAGGUCGAGAUGGACGACGCCGAGGAAGAAGAGAUGGUCGAGCUCCCGAAUGAAGUUGACACUGAGAUGGGAACCGAUGGACGGCGCGUCGCGUUCCAAGACUUGGAUGCCGACGAGGAAGAACGACAACUGCAGUCGUGGCGGAAUCGGAAACGAGAGGAGGAAGACGAUGCUGCUUUCCCCGACGAGAUCGAUACCCCGAUAGACGUUGCCGCACGGACGCGGUUCCAGCGGUUCCGCGGUCUGCGUUCAUUCCGGACGAGUCCGUGGGAUCCAUAUGAGAACCUGCCCAGGGACUAUGCACGCAUUUUCCAGUUUGAAGACUUCAAGCGCACGGAGCGUGCGGUGAAGCGGCGGGCGGAGGAGGAUGCCGGCGUUGAGGCGGGAACACGUGUCACCAUCUUCAUCAACGAUGUGCCGAAGGAGGCCGCGCGGAUAGUUCCCGGGCGGCCUUUCGUGGCGUUCAGCCUUCUGCAGCACGAGCACAAAAAGACCGUUCUCAACUUCGCUGUCCAGCGGAAUACUGAGUACGACGGGACCGUGCGCUCGAAGGAUCCUCUCAUCCUCUGUCUCGGCCCACGGAGGCUGCGCGUCAACCCCAUCUACAGCCAACACCUGCGCGGUGGGGGCAAGGGCGCGAACAAUGCGCACAAGUUCGAGCGGUACUUGCGUCAUGGAGUCACCGAUGUCGCCACAAUCUACGGGCCCGUGGUAUAUGGCAAGCAGCCGUGCACGCUCCUGCGCGAGACCGAUGACCCACAAGCACCAGAGCUAGUCGCGAUGGGCAGCUUCUUGAGCCCGGACACGACGCGCAUCGUCGCGAAGCGCCUCGUUCUCACUGGCCAUCCGUACAAGAUCCACAAAAAGACGGCGACGAUUCGCUACAUGUUCUUCAAUCGCGACGACGUGGAGUACUUCAAGCCGAUCCAGCUGCACACGAAGUAUGGCCGGACGGGGCACAUCAAGGAGCCGCUCGGCACGCACGGGUACUUCAAGGCGCACUUCGACGGGCCAAUCAGCCAGAUGGACACCGUGUGCAUGGCGUUGUACAAGCGCGUGUACCCGAAGUGGAGCGAGGACUGGAAGGAGGGGGAGCCUGCGCCCGCCGCGAACGGCAAGGGCGACGGCGAUGCGAUGGAAGAGUAAGAAAUGUCGUGUUGUAUGUUUGGAUAUCUUGUUGUACCGAGUCUUCCGCCUGCCGCUGGUCCACGAAUC
Messenger RNA from Trametes versicolor FP-101664 SS1, 2460 nucleotides. Its product is annotated as ribosome biogenesis protein tsr1. The transcript has 10 exons. Gene Ontology annotation, cellular component: nucleus; preribosome, small subunit precursor. The record is from RefSeq and is a predicted model, not a curated record. Gene Ontology annotation, molecular function: U3 snoRNA binding; GTPase activity; GTP binding. Gene Ontology annotation, biological process: ribosome biogenesis; maturation of SSU-rRNA from tricistronic rRNA transcript (SSU-rRNA, 5.8S rRNA, LSU-rRNA); endonucleolytic cleavage of tricistronic rRNA transcript (SSU-rRNA, 5.8S rRNA, LSU-rRNA). NCBI's taxonomy places the organism in Eukaryota, Fungi, Basidiomycota, Agaricomycetes, Polyporales, Polyporaceae. The coding region runs from base 1 to 2391 and encodes 796 amino acids.